Messenger RNA from Botrytis sinoallii, 1224 nucleotides. RefSeq lists its product as uncharacterized. NCBI's taxonomy places the organism in Eukaryota, Fungi, Ascomycota, Leotiomycetes, Helotiales, Sclerotiniaceae. Gene Ontology annotation, molecular function: triacylglycerol lipase activity. The record is from RefSeq and is a predicted model, not a curated record. The transcript has a single exon. Gene Ontology annotation, biological process: lipid catabolic process. Bases 1 to 1224 code for a protein of 407 amino acids.
AUGAUGCCUCUCCCUGACUCAGUUUACAGCUCUCAACUUCCACAACCAGAGCUUGCACCCGAGAUAAUUAAGGCUCUGGUCUUCGAGCGCUCUAAGCGGGCCAUCGGUUCUGUUCAUAUCGAUCCUUUCUAUACCCUCGCUCUGAAAACAACUUCAGAUUCCUCACUCCCAGGAACCUUCCUAAAAGUCCAAGAAAGUAUCGAUUCUACAUUGUACUCUACUCCUUCUUCCGUCUCAAUCUCGCGUCUCAUCUACCAGUCUCUUACUCUUACCGGAGACCCUAUUCCUGUUUCCGCGUACAUAAUUUGGCCUCUUCUCCCACGAAGGAACUCAGAUGGCAGCUCCCAAAUUGUCGCCUGGGCCAAUGGAACCUCUGGUAUUUUCUCCGAAUGCGCUCCUUCUCACCUCCGGAAUCUACACCAGCACUUCCUCGCGCCCUAUGCUCUAGUUUUGUUCGGCUAUGUCAUCGUUGCCACUGAUUAUGCCGAUCUAGGCGUCUCCCAUUGCUCUCAGCCACAGAACCAAUUGAUUAUUCAUCACUAUCUCGCCAAUCCUGCCGCUGCGAAUGAUGUGAUAUAUUCGAUUGUUGCGGCUCGUUCUGCGUUUCCAUCCUUAGGAUCAAAGUCUGUAUCAAUUGGUCAUUCUCAAGGUGGAGGUGCAUUUUGGGCCAUUGCACAACAUAAUUCUAAAGAAAACAUGGAAGGGUACCUUGGAGGCGUUGCAAUCAUUCUUACAACAGAUAUUAGAAGUAAUUUUGAUCCAAUUGGAGCUGUCGUCUGGGCGGGAAUGAUGGUAGGUCUGAAGAAUGUGUUUCCCAAAUUCCAGUAUCCAGCUGUUUUUACAGAGGAGGGGCUCGCUGCAGUGAACACUUAUAGAGAAGUUGAGGGAGGCGGCGCAGUAGGAAUGGGUCUAUUCUUACCAUUGGCACUGGAGGGGAUUUUGCUGAGACAUGGGUGGAGAGAAAAUGAAUGGGUUAUCAAAUAUAAUGAUUUGAUAAUGAGCGGAGGCAAGGGAAUUGGCGGAACGCUGUUGGUUAUCCAUGGAGAGAAAGACCCGCUCAUCGAUUUUACUCUUACCGAGAAGGCUGUACAUGAUAUAGCUAUGAAGUAUCCUGAUUCUGAGUUGGAAUUCAUAAGACUACCCACUACGCACGACUCGGCCAUCACAGAAAGUCAGUGGUAUGGAUGGAGCGGAUUAGAGAGAGAUUCGAGGGCAAAGCGAUAG